AUGGGGCACCAUGUCCUCGACUAUGAAGCCUCAGCGGGAGGGGAAUGGCUGGCGACGGGGCUGCCGAUGCGGAGGCAUCACGAGCACGACGGUGGUGGCCGCCGCGAGUACAACGAGGCACAGCUGCAGGCGUUUCGAGUCACCUCGGUGACAUUGGCUUCACUCAGCGUCGUGGCGACGAUGCUGACGACGUUUUGGUUCCUGCGGAUGAGGCGCAGCUUUCGUCAUGACCUAAUCAUUCUCCUUAUUCAAAGUGACAUGCUCAAGUCCCUGUGGCUCGUCAUCUUCGCUGCCGCGGAGCUGACGCAGGGGACCAUCGACACUGCCACGCCCUUUUGCCAAAUUUCUGGCUUCUUCCUGACGCUGGGCAUCGAGAUGUGCGAUGUCGCCGUCGUCUUGUUCGCCUUGCACAAGACCAUGUACAUAUUCCGCGGCGGGAGUGGUCUUUACCCGUACAGACGCAUCGCCUACGCGGCCUUCAUCCUCAUCCCGCUGCUUCUUUCGUCGCUCGCCUUCAUCAACAAGCCGGCCUUUGCCAACGAGGGCCCGUACUGCUACCUGCCGACUAGGCCAAGAUGGACGCGGAGAGUGCUCAGCUGGAUCCCGCGGACCAUCGUCUUGCUCGGCAUACUCACCAUGUACUUGUCGACGUACGUGUACUUCAAGCUUAUCCUGGGGCGGUUCGGCAAGACGGGCAUGUUUGGACGGAGAAGCGUGAUGCUGGCACCACCACAAACGGAACCGCCUGUGAGACCACAGACCACGGUGUCGAUUCCACCAACUCCUCCUAUCGCGUAUCACGGGUUGAUACCACCGACGCCGUCUUGCGAUGGGGAGUCUAUCGCCAAUAAGGGCCGGAGACCAUCGAUCUGGACCAUGUCGGGGAUUCCUCCACUGGAAACCGGAUCUUCAGUAUCAAUUUCGCAGGAAAGUAUCCGACGAGAGCCAUCUUCGGAGGUUUCGACUCCCAACCAGGCCCGCGGCCGCUCGUUCUCGAAUCCUUACUUCCCGCAGUGUCCCAGUGUUCUGGAGCUGCCGCCUUCAAGAGGCGACAUUCCUCCGCCGCCUCCAACAAUCUCCCAGCCCGUGACGCCAAGCAGCCCAACCGCCGCGCGGCCGCUUUGGGGGCGACCGCUGAUGAGGACGACUACGAGGGACUCUCAGGCCUCCACGCCGUCCAACGACAUGGCGAUGCUGAACCUGGGCUCGCGUGGCGCGGACUCGACGACGGGUAUUGUCGCCGGGCCCAUGACGCUGGGCGUGACCAGCACGGCCCAAACGCGCGACAAGAUCCGGCGAUCUCUGCGACAGCUCUUCAUAUACCCCGCCGUCUACACCGCCGUGUGGCUCGUGCCCUACGUGUCGCACAUGAUGGGCGCAGACAGGCGCAAGUCGCCGUUCAGCGUGGUGAUCGGCUCCGUCGCCAGCAUGUGCCUGCAGGGCGUCGCCGACGCGCUCGUCUUCUGCAUCAUGGAGAAGCCGUGGCGGCACCCGCGACGGGCCGACGCGCCGGCGUCGUCGUGCUGGAUCCUGCGGCGGCUGGCCGGGGCGCCGGGCGCGUACGGGCCCGAGGGCAAGACGGCGGCCAAGGUCGGGCGCACGAGGGAGGAGAUGCUCGUCGACAGCAGGAUCGCGCGCCGGCGCCGCGACGAGGAGCUCGCGGAGAGGAGGCUCACGCGGGGCGCGGCGCGACCUGCGCGGCGGGAGUGGUGGGACACAGCGCUGCAGGACUGUCAGUGUGAGCCACGAGCCGAGGAGUGA
Purpureocillium lilacinum is the source of this 1761-nucleotide messenger RNA. RefSeq lists its product as uncharacterized. Gene Ontology annotation, biological process: adenylate cyclase-activating G protein-coupled receptor signaling pathway. The record is from RefSeq and is a predicted model, not a curated record. Gene Ontology annotation, cellular component: plasma membrane. Gene Ontology annotation, molecular function: G protein-coupled receptor activity. NCBI's taxonomy places the organism in Eukaryota, Fungi, Ascomycota, Sordariomycetes, Hypocreales, Ophiocordycipitaceae.